AUGCCUUCCCUUCGUCGUUCUUUCUCGUCCUUGUCAGUUCGUUCGAACCCAUACCCGACUUCACUAUUAAAUGGUAGUGCAAGUAACGCUCGUACGCGUGUUGCUGGUCAUGGCUCUCGUCGUUCUUCCGACUCGGAAUUGACCGAACGUAGGGUCCUUGCGGACAUUGAGUGGUGGCGGGUUUCUGAUGGGCAGCGUGACCUUGAUGUAGCCCAGGACCAGGCUGAACGAGAUCAGGAUGUACAAGACGGCGUAUAUGUCUCCGCGGGCGGCGCCAUUACUCUGUCGGGCUUCUCGGAUAGUCCACAGACGCCCCCGCUGAUGUUACACGACCUUCCCCCCAUAGACUUCGCCCAGUCUAUCCCUAUGAGUCAAUUUGCCGCACUCUCUAUAGCCCCUCACUCUCCUACCGGCAGGAGACACGGUCGCGACUCCUCGGUUUCAUCCCUCGAGUCCACUCCUGAGAUCCCCGAAGCUCCUCUGGAGAGCAUCCGCUUCAGUAUGAUUGAUGCAGAUGCUGGCUCUCAUGACCUCGAACUUCCUUCCGAAUUGCGCUACCUCCUAUAG
Molecule: messenger RNA, 567 nt
Organism: Suillus subaureus
Lineage: Eukaryota; Fungi; Basidiomycota; Agaricomycetes; Boletales; Suillaceae
Exons: 2
Coding region: 1-567 (188 amino acids)
Source: RefSeq, a predicted model, not a curated record